Molecule: messenger RNA, 465 nt
Organism: Prunus armeniaca (apricot)
Lineage: Eukaryota; Viridiplantae; Streptophyta; Magnoliopsida; Rosales; Rosaceae
Source: the annotation of a GenBank genome assembly
AUGGAAAGAGAUCAAGCAGCUCUCCAAGAAAGACUUGAGUCAAAAGAAAGUUAUGCUAGGCAAUCAGCCCAUGGCAGUACCAGGAGUAAAUGUUCAAGAUCUGGUUCCAGAAGGUUAAACGAGAUACAGGAGGCUGUGCUCCGACAACAGGCCACAGCACAAAGGAGCCAGGAUACUCUAAACAACAUGACAACCAUGAUGCAAUUGCAAGUCAACAGACAAUUCAAGAAGGAUCGUGAGACUGCUGUAGCAAGAAUUCCAAACCCAGAUGUUGUGGUUCAACAGCUAGAACUACCUUCUGGACCUCCACCAGGACUGGCAUGGCCAUACCAAGAGAAUCCUCUCAUUGCACAGAUAGCUGGAAUGCCAGGACACGGAGAAAUCCAAGUUGGACAGAGUGGAAGAGCCCUUCCCGUCCAAGAACACAAAACUCUAGUUCUUCCAAAAGGCCCUGCACUAGUUUAG